UCCGUAUAGAGGCUAAAUAGUAAGGGUGACAAAAUGGCGUCCACAACUUUUUCAAGGGAAGAGCGGUCAUUUGUUGCAGGAGGGGUUCAAGUAGAUCUAAGAAUAGAUGGAAGGUCCUGCACUGAUUACAGAAAUUUCAAUGUCAAAUAUGGAAUCGUUACUAGUGCAAAUGGAAGCGCAGAAGUGAAAUUAGGAAAAACACAUGUGAUAGUGGGUAUCAAGGCAGAGCUUGGAGAACCAGAAGGAGCAACCCCAAACAUCGGAAUUGCAAAUUUUUUUGUAGACUGCUCUGCCAAUGCAUCACCAGCAUUUGAAGGCAGAGGAGGAAGUGACCUUGCACUAGAACUCAGAAAUGGCUUAUCACAGAUUAUGAACACUAGAACAUUUGAUUAUAAGUCAUUGUGUAUUGUCCCUGGGAAAUAUUGCUGGAUUCUGUACAUUGACUCAAUAGUUCUUGAAUGUGAUGGCAAUCUUUUCGAUGCUCUUUCAUUAGCUGUAAAAGCUGCAUUGAAUGACACUUUGAUCCCAAAGUUGGUUAUCAGUGGCGACUCUGAUGACAUAGAUAUUGACAUUUCAGAUGACCAGUAUGACAUUCAGUCGUUAGAUAUCUCAAAUGUUCCAGUGAUGGUCACAGUGAACAAGGUUGAAAAUCGCUUUGUCCUGGAUGCGUUACCAGAGGAAGAAUCGUGCAUCGAUGCAAUGCUACUGGUAUCUGUAGAUCGGUAUGGUGAAAUAUGCGGCCUUCAAAAAUUUGGCUCAGGUGGCCUGGACCCGGAACUGACCUUUGAAAUGAUCCAGGUUGCAAAAGAAGCUGGAAAGUCACUCAACAAGAAUUUGGAAAAGACUUUUAAGAAAGACGAAUCGAUGUCAACAGGGUAACAAAAAGUGUGGAAGAGUGAACAUUGGGACACCGUUACAGACAGCGCUAAUCAUGGCACAGAAAAGGGUAUUUCUCAUUGAUUGUGGUAGCAAAGAGAUUAAGAAAAAUAUCCUAGCUAUCGAUGGUAGUCUUGAAAUGAUACAAAGGUGGAUUAUAGGAAAUUCAAGAAAUCAAAUUUUGAGGAGCAAAGAAACUUCCCUCGAGGUAUACGCACUCCGAAACUACAUUGAUGCAUCUAUAGUAUCUACAAAGUUUGCCAAUUGGAAUCAAACUCAAAGAUAUGUACACUUAAUGAAGAAACAAUGUAAAAAGUUGCUUUAUAGCUAAUACAUGCCAACUGUUUUAAAAAAAAUUGCGAUGUUGUUUGUGGUGGUCUUUUACCAGAAGCAGGGUAAGAUGAAAGCUUGCGGUGUUUGGAGUAACUUCAUCUGCAACUGAUGCGAAACUAGAGAUUGAAAAAUAUUUCAAAAAUGCUAAAACUCGUGUGAAAAUUUUUCAGGAACCCAGAGGAAAUCGAGAUCGCCCAGCUUUUGCUGAAGCUGUACAAAUUUUAUCUAUUUGUUCUGCCUACAUCAGAGUGCAGUUCUGUUGUCCUCAUAAAUGAAAUUUGAUUUAAGACAUUCAAGGCUCAUGAUUUGAAAAUUUGAGCCGUUUUCAGUUGUCGAAAGAAAAGGCAUGAUUUCUUGUGAUGUUAAAUCAUCUUAAGAAUGCUAGGAGCUUUCAUGGUUGUUUAUAUGUCCUGCGCUGUCCUUUUUGAUAAUCACACAAAUCUUUUUGUUGCCUCCUAAUGUGAAGACCGGGGCAAAUCAUCACAAACAAAUUAGAAAUG
Rhopilema esculentum is the source of this 1709-nucleotide messenger RNA. Its product is annotated as exosome complex component RRP42. Gene Ontology annotation, biological process: U5 snRNA 3'-end processing; rRNA catabolic process; TRAMP-dependent tRNA surveillance pathway. Lineage: Eukaryota; Metazoa; Cnidaria; Scyphozoa; Rhizostomeae; Rhizostomatidae. Gene Ontology annotation, cellular component: nuclear exosome (RNase complex); cytoplasmic exosome (RNase complex). Gene Ontology annotation, molecular function: mRNA 3'-UTR AU-rich region binding. The record is from RefSeq and is a predicted model, not a curated record.